AUGAAUAUCUCCGGCACUCUGAACGUCUUUAGGCUGAUCAGGGAUCCUGCUCUGUGCCUCCCACAGCACACCGUGUCCACCUUCAAUCACCUUCCCAUUCCUCUAUCAAAAGCUUUUCCCAAAAAGGAUGGCCAGAAGGAUGCUGAUAUUCGGGCGAUAGUUCUGGAUAAGGAUAAUUGCUUUGCUGUGCCCCAUACAAAUGAAGUUCAUCCUCCAUACAAGGAGCGUUUUCAAGAACUUCGAAGAGCCUACCCCGGCUCAAAACUCCUCAUAGUAUCCAACACCGCCGGUACAGAUUCCGACAAGAACCUCAAGGAAGCCGCCAUUCUCGAAGAGAACACCGGCGUGAAAGUCCUGCAGCAUUCUACCAAGAAACCAGGUUGCAAAGCCGAAGUCUUUGAAUGGUUCAAGAAGAACUCUGACUCGGGAGUCACGUCGCCCUCACAAAUCGCAGUCGUAGGAGAUCGAUUGUUCACAGAUGUGAUGAUGGCAAAUCUGAUGGGCGGGUAUGGAUUCUGGAUUAAAGACGGUGUGAUUGAGCGGAAGAGCUUCUUUGCUCGAAUGGAAGAUCGAUUAUCAGAUUUCUUGUACAGGAGAGGCUAUUCUGCUCCCGAUCCGCGCAGCAACUUCGAAUGA
Aaosphaeria arxii CBS 175.79 is the source of this 636-nucleotide messenger RNA. RefSeq names its product HAD-superfamily phosphatase. The record is from RefSeq and is a predicted model, not a curated record. The transcript is spliced from 4 exons. NCBI's taxonomy places the organism in Eukaryota, Fungi, Ascomycota, Dothideomycetes, Pleosporales. Gene Ontology annotation, molecular function: phosphatidylglycerophosphatase activity. The coding region runs from base 1 to 636 and encodes 211 amino acids.